Messenger RNA from Quercus lobata, 2016 nucleotides. RefSeq lists its product as uncharacterized. The transcript is spliced from 4 exons. Bases 1 to 2016 code for a protein of 671 amino acids. The record is from RefSeq and is a predicted model, not a curated record. NCBI's taxonomy places the organism in Eukaryota, Viridiplantae, Streptophyta, Magnoliopsida, Fagales, Fagaceae. Gene Ontology annotation, molecular function: DNA binding; protein dimerization activity.
AUGAAUCCUGAAAAAGAAAGUGAGAAUGAGAAAUCAUCUUCUGAGAAUGCUGCUCCUCUAUGGAAAUAUGUUACUAGAUUAGAAAAAGCAAGUGUUGGUGGUGGGAAUGUUUCUUUUAGAUGUAACUAUUGUGAAAAAAAUUUUAAGGGGUCUUAUUCAAGGGUGAAGGCACACUUGUUAAAAUUGCCUAAGUUUGGAAUACAAGCAUGUGCCAAGGUUGGAGAUGAGUAUCAAAAUGAAAUGCAGAAAUUAGAAGAUGCAUUUGAGGAAUCUUCGCGUAGAUUGAAGAAGCCUAAGUUAGUGUCUUUACCAACUGAUUCUCCUACUAGUCCUAAUUUGGAUAGUAGGGAGAAUUGUCUUAUUGCUAGGACAUUUUACUCUGCUGGCUUACCCUUUCACUUUGCUAAGAACCCGUAUUGGAUUGAGAUGAUCAAGUUUGCAGCUAAUAAUAAUUUAGCGGGCUAUGUUCCUCCGGGUUACAAUAAAUUAAGAACAACUUUGUUGCAAAAAGAGAAGGCACAUAUUGAGAAGUUGUUGAGGGCAAUUAAAGACACUUGGAAAGAAAAGGGUUUAAGCAUUGUAAGUGAUGGGUGGACAGAUGUACAAAAAAGGCCACUUAUCAAUUUUAUGGCUACAUCACAGAAAGGGCCAAUUUUUAUCAAAUCCAUUGAUGGUACCAAAGAGUACAAAGACAAGCACUUCAUUGCUGACUUGUUUUUAAAGGUUGUUGGUGAGGCUGCAGGAUCUAUUGUUGAAGCUGAAUAUCCUCAUAUAUUUUGGUCACCUUGUGUUGUGCAUACUCUCAAUUUGGCUUUGAAGAAUAUAUGUGCACCUAAGUACUCUUUGCAGAAUGAGGAUGCAUAUAAUGAAUGUAACUGGAUUGCACAAGUUUCAGAUGAGGCAACUUUCAUUCGUAUUUUCAUCACAAAUCAUUCUAUGAGAUUAGCAAUUUUUAAUUCAUAUUCUCCUUUGAAGUUACUUGCUGUUGCUGAAACACGAUUUGCUUCAAUAAUUAUCAUGCUUAAAAGAUUGUUUCAAGUAAAACAAAAUCUUCGAAAUAUGGUUGUUAGUGAGGAAUGGAUGUCAUAUAGAGAAGAUGACGUAGGAAAAGCUCAAACUGUGAGGGAUUAUAUUUUGAAUGAUUUGUGGUGGGACAAGGUUGAAUACAUUCUAAGAUUCACAGAACCUAUUUAUGAGAUGCUCCAAGUGGCUGACACGGAUGCACCUAUUCUCCAUAAGGUGUAUGAAAUGUGGGAUUCCAUGAUAGAAAAUGUGAAGAAAGAAAUAUACCAACAUGAAGGCAAGGAAGACUAUGAGGAGUCUCCAUUCUAUGAUGUGGUACACAAUAUACUUAUUGAACGGUGGACUAAAAAUUGCACACCACUUCAUUGCCAAGCCCACUCCUUGAAUCCAAAGUAUUAUACUAUUAAAUGGAUUGAGGAAGUUAGAGGUCGUGUUGCACCACAUAAGGAUGCUGAAAUUUCAGUGGAGAGAAACAAGUGUCUCAAAAGGAUCUUUCCUGAUCCUGAUGAUAGGCAAAAAGUUAAUGUGGAGUUUGGUUUGUUUAACUCAUUACAGGUUUAUGAUGAGGAUAACAUGGAGGAUAGGUGGAACUACAAUCCAAUGCUUUGGUGGUCAACUUAUGGGUCUACCUUACCAAUACUUCAAACUUUAGCUCUAAAACUUCUUGAACAGCCUUGCUCAUCAUCAUGUGCUGAGAGGAAUUGGAGUACCUAUGGCUUCAUCCAUUCUAUGAGGAGGAAUAGAAUUACUCCUAAACGUGCUGAAGAUUUAGUGUUUGUUCAUUCUAAUCUUCGACUUCUUUCAAGGAGGAGGCCCGAGUACAAUAGUGGAGAAUCUAAGAAGUGGGACAUUGGUGGAGAUAAUUGGGAUGAGCCAUUUGGAGGACCUGGGUUGCUUGAGGUUGCUUAUCUCACACUAGAUGAGCCAGAGAUGGAGACAAGUAUUGUUGAGAAUAAUGAUUAUGUUGAUGAUGAUGAUGUUGUUGUUCUUUGA